AUGUCGGAGGUGCGCGCCAUGCGUCUGUCCUUCGUGGGGUACCGGCACUGGCACGCUGACCUACACCCUGACGAUUCCCCGCUGCAGGCCGGCCUUGCCUUCACCUGCAAACUGAAAGGGAACACUCCCUUCCUGGGGCGGGAGGCUCUGGAGGCACAGAAGGCUCAAGGACUGCGACGCCGCCUUGUCUGCUUCACCAUUGAUGAGAAAGUGCCUAUGUUUGGACUAGAGGCCAUCUUCAGGAAUGGAAAGCCAGUCGGUCACCUGCGUAGAGCAGACUUUGGAUUUGCCAUUGACAAGACCAUCAGCUACGGCUACAUUAGGGACCCCGAAGGCGGGACAGUCAGUCCUGAUUUUGUGAGAAGUGGGGAGUUUACAUUGGAAAGGAUGGGAAUAGUUUAUGCUGCCAAAGCCCACCUGAAGUCCCCCUUCGAUCCUGACAACAAGAGGGUGAAGGGGAUUUACUGAACUCUCCAGUGACCUGCCCUGGAAAGAUGUGCAGCUGUGAAUGCCUCGAUGCCCCCUCUCCUACAGCGGACUGGGCUGUGGC
Molecule: messenger RNA, 550 nt
Organism: Acipenser ruthenus (sterlet)
Lineage: Eukaryota; Metazoa; Chordata; Actinopteri; Acipenseriformes; Acipenseridae
Product: sarcosine dehydrogenase, mitochondrial-like
Exons: 5
Coding region: 1-468 (155 amino acids)
Cellular component (GO): mitochondrion
Molecular function (GO): protein binding
Source: RefSeq, a predicted model, not a curated record